Molecule: messenger RNA, 2658 nt
Organism: Echinops telfairi (small Madagascar hedgehog)
Lineage: Eukaryota; Metazoa; Chordata; Mammalia; Afrosoricida; Tenrecidae
Gene: PSD2
Product: pleckstrin and Sec7 domain containing 2
Exons: 15
Coding region: 116-2431 (771 amino acids)
Biological process (GO): regulation of ARF protein signal transduction
Molecular function (GO): phospholipid binding; protein binding; guanyl-nucleotide exchange factor activity
Source: RefSeq, a predicted model, not a curated record
GGGGGCGACCUCCGCAUGGCCCCGCCGUGAGAGGCCGGACCCAGCGACUGGGACCCAAGCGUUUCUGCAGAGUGCCAGGAGCAGCCCGGACGGACGGUGUGGAAACGUGGCUGGCAUGGAUGAAGAGACGCUGCCCCCUGCCCUGGCCGGGGGCAGUGCUGCUCUCCCCGACCCCAGCCUGGAGCUGGAGGGCACGGGAGGUCUAGAGGUCCAGAACGGGCUGGCAGCGCACAACCCGGAGCAAGAGAUGAGGAGCGUGCUGGUGGACCCCGAGGAGCCUGCGAAGGGCCCAGACGUGGCCCGCCAUGGCCUCAGCCUGGGCCUGUCUCUCACCAAUGGCCUAGCCCUGGGCGCCGAGGCAAACAUGCUGGAAGAUUCUGGGGAGUCCGAGCCCUGGGGGGCUGGGGAGCUGCCAGAGGGGGACAGUGCUUCCAGGGGUGUCUGCCCUAACACUGAAGACUCUCAGCUCGGGCUGGGUGGCCCUGGGGAGCCGGAUAUUCGAGAUGGCUUCAGCGCCACCUUUGAGAAGAUUGUGGAGUCAGAGCUGCUGCGGGGCACCCAGUACAGCAGCCUGGACUCGCUGGACGUGCUGAGCCUCACGGACGAGAGCGACAGCUGCGUCAGCUUCGAGGCCCCGCUCACGCCCCUCAUCCAGCAGCGGGCCCGGGAGAGCCCAGAGCCAGGGGCUGGGCUGGGCAAUGGGGACAUGGGGCCCGAGGGGGACAUGGGGGCUUCUGGCGGCGAUGGGGAGCUGGGCAGCCCCCUGCGCUGUUCCAUCUCCAGUAGCCGCUCCGAGAACGUCCUGAGCCACCUGUCUCUCACGACCAUGCCCAACGGCUUCCAUGAGGAUGGGCCUCAGGGUCCAGUUGGGGAGGAGGAGGAAGAAGAGGAAGAGGAGGAGGACACAGAGAAGCUGCUGAAUUCAACCAGUGACCCCAGCCUGAAGGACGGCCUGUCAGACUCUGACUCAGAGCUGAGCAGCUCAGAGGGGCUGGAGCCAGGCAGUGCGGACCCGUUGGCCAACGGGUGCCAGGGGGUCAGCGAAGCCGCUCGCCGGCUGGCACGGCGCCUCUACCACCUUGAGGGCUUCCAGCGCUGCGACGUGGCCCGGCAGCUGGGCAAGAACAACGAGUUCAGCAGGCUGGUGGCUGGAGAGUACCUCAGUUUCUUCGACUUCUCGGGCCUGACGCUGGACCGAGCGCUCAGGACCUUCCUGAAGGCCUUCCCACUGAUGGGGGAGACGCAGGAGCGAGAGCGGGUCCUCACGCACUUUUCCCGCCGGUACUGCCAGUGCAACCCUGAGGACAGCACUUCAGAAGACGGGAUCCACACGCUCACCUGUGCCCUGAUGCUGCUCAACACGGACCUGCACGGACACAACAUUGGCAAGAAGAUGUCCUGCCAGCAAUUCAUCGCCAACUUGGACCGUCUGAAUGAUGGCCAAGACUUUGCCAAAGACCUGUUGAAGACCCUCUACAGCUCCAUCAAGAGUGAAAAGCUGGAAUGGGCCAUUGAUGAGGACGAGCUGAGGAAAUCACUGUCUGAGCUGGUGGAUGACAAGUUUGGGACAGGCUCAAAGAAGGUGACAAGGAUCCUGGAUGGUGGCAACCCCUUUCUGGAUGUCCCACAGGCUCUCAGUGCCACCACCUACAAGCACAGCGUGCUGACCCGGAAGACUCACGCCGACAUGGAUGGCAAGAGGACUCCCCGAGGGAGGCGAGGCUGGAAGAAAUUCUACGCGGUGCUCAAAGGAACCAUCCUGUACCUGCAGAAGGAUGAGUACAGGCCUGACAAGGCCCUAUCAGAGGGCGACUUGAAGAAUGCCAUCCGUGUGCAUCACGCUCUGGCCACCAGGGCCUUUGACUACAGCAAGAAGUCCAACGUGCUCAAGCUGAAGACAGCAGACUGGAGGGUCUUCCUCUUCCAGGCCCCGAGCAAGGAAGAAAUGCUAUCCUGGAUCCUUAGGAUCAACCUGGUGGCUGCCAUCUUCUCAGCCCCUGCCUUUCCAGCUGCCGUCAGCUCCAUGAAGAAAUUCUGUCGGCCCCUGCUGCCCUCCUGCACCACGCGUCUCUGCCAGGAGGAGCAGCUGCGGUCUCACGAGAAGAAGUUGAGGCAGGUGACCGCAGAGCUGGCUGAGCACAGGCGCCGCCCCGUGGAGCAGGCUGUCAAGUCCAAGGAGGCCGAGGAGUACCGGCUGAAGGAACACUACCUCCUGUUCGAGAAAAGCCGUUAUGAGACCUAUAUCCAUCUCCUGGCUGUGAAAAUCAAAGUGGGCUCAGACGACUUGGAGCGGAUUGAGGCCAGGCUGGCCACUCUGGAAGGAGAUGACCCUUCUCUUCGGAAGACACAUUCUAGUCCUGCCCUCAGCCAGGGCCAUGGACCUGGGACUGGUAGCAAAGCCACAAAGGAUGCCCCUGGGCCUGACACUUAGCUGGUGUGGAUGAACAGGCCCCGGAGGCAGAGAAACGCCUCAUGAGGGGUCAGUGAGCACAAUUCCAGCCAGAAGCCACGCCAACCAAGUUCCAGGUGGUUGACCCAGCCAGAGUGGUGUGGCUAGCCCCAUGGGCCAAGAGGCUGGAGAAGCCAUUCAUGGUGAUGAUCUUUGAUGCUGGACCAUCUUUGGGCCUCAGACUCUCUUCCCAGCCCUUGCUUCCCCCC